ACCAACACCGGUACUUAGGCGCGGACCGGCGUGUCCUUGGACUUAGAGAGCGGGACGUCCGGCUUGCGAGUGGGCAUCUCCCUGUCGCGCGCGACUAACGAGCGAUUUAAAAAUGGGUGAUGUUGAGAAGGGCAAGAAGAUUUUUGUUCAGAAGUGUGCCCAGUGCCAUACUGUGGAGAAGGGAGGCAAUCACAAGACUGGGCCAAAUCUCCAUGGUCUCUUUGGGCGAAAGACAGGUCAGGCCCCUGGAUUUUCUUACACGGAUGCCAACAAGAACAAAGGUAUCACCUGGGGUGAGGCGACCCUGAUGGAGUAUUUGGAGAAUCCCAAGAAGUACAUCCCUGGAACAAAAAUGAUCUUCGCUGGCAUUAAGAAGAGCGCAGAGAGGGCAGACUUGAUAGCUUAUCUCAAAAAAGCUACUAAUGAGUAAUAGUUGGCCACUGCCUUAUUUAUUACAAAUGUCUCAUGACUUUUUUUAUGUGUACCAUAUUUAAAUUGAUCUCAUACACCAGAAUUCAGAUCAUGAAUGGCUAAUAGAGCAUUUCUUUCGGGCAGUCCUGAUUUAAAUAAGAUUGGCUUGAGGUUUAAUGAAUAUGGUCAGCUUUUUGAGCUUUGAUGAUAAUUUUGGUUCAGCAAGCACUGUCACUGUCCUCCCUUCUAACAAUAUGGUGGGACUUGAUUCCUAGUGUUCAACUUUUCACAGAGGUGGCCAGUGCCAUCUCAAAACCUGUAGGAGAUUGGCUUACAUUUAGAUUUCUAUGACUGGUUGUGUUAAUAUGUUUAAAUUCUGAGGAAACCCCUUCACUGUCUCUUAGACCUGCAAGACUAGCUUGUGUUUCAGGUUGUGUUCAUUAGCUUGUUAAAAGGAAGGGCUGCAGAUAAGCUGGCAGUGAUCGUUUUAUCUCUUUGGUCCCAACUAUGCCAUUUAAUAAAAAUCCCUGUAUCUAAACUGUUGCCUUUUACUGAAUGAAAGGCAUUUUAGUGUGGUUUCUGUAUAAUAUCAAAUAAAGAGUAUUUAACACUUCUACAUUUUAUAGAUGAUCUUUAAGGUCAGGUGCUUUUAAAAUUCAGCGUGACAAGAUAGGAGCAAACUGUGAAUUCUUUAGGUCAGACUAAGUUAUAAUUCAGGAUUGUCUUGAAUAGCUAUUCAUUGACUAUAUAUGUGUGUGAUUGGUAAUGGUGCUUUUGCCAGCUCACUAGGAUUAAAGUAGAGAAUAGAUCAACACAAAAUUGUAAAUUAUGUCAUCAUAAGGCUUAAGAUAAUUAAAAACAAAGUCACAGAUCA
This is a messenger RNA of Myotis brandtii (Brandt's bat), 1285 nucleotides long. RefSeq names its product cytochrome c. Lineage: Eukaryota; Metazoa; Chordata; Mammalia; Chiroptera; Vespertilionidae. The record is from RefSeq and is a predicted model, not a curated record. The transcript has 3 exons. Gene Ontology annotation, cellular component: mitochondrial intermembrane space. Gene Ontology annotation, molecular function: electron transfer activity; heme binding. Gene Ontology annotation, biological process: mitochondrial electron transport, cytochrome c to oxygen; mitochondrial electron transport, ubiquinol to cytochrome c. The coding region runs from base 113 to 430 and encodes 105 amino acids.